GUUGCUAUGUGGCUCAAUCUGCUCGAAUCUUAACUUGCUCGAUUUUCCAUACUUCUUAUUAUUCUGCGACUUUUCUGCUGUUUUGAUUUCUGUUUUGAGGUUAGAAUCCCAGCGAAUACUUUUCCAUUUACGUGACUAGCUGCAAAAAGUGUUUAAUUCUAACAUUCUUGGACUAUUUUGUGCACGAUAAGGAUACAGCCUUCGUCGUUCUCAUUGGAAAAGCUGAGAAAGUGAAGGAACUUGGAAAAGCAGCUAUAAUAAGCGUCAAAAAAUCACAAAGAGGCGGCACAGAAACCACAAGAGCACGUGCUCCAGUUAAGCAAAGGAACUUUAACAUUUACUGAUAUCAACUGACCAGAAUGAAGAACAAACCCUUGAAACACAAAGCAUCCAAUAAUUUUCAGUUUAAAUCGUUCCGUGAUCGCAUCAAGGAAGUCGAUAUUCGCCGCAGCGCAUUCUAUCACGUGGAAACUUCCGAAGAUAAACUCUCAGAGCAAGGUGGUACUUUUUUCUACUCGGCGCUUAAGACAUGGUCAGUCUUAAAUUUAACAAACGAAUAUGCCGAAUAUCAACGCAAAUUUCAAGAUUCGAAUACGCUGACUUUGCUAAUAUUCAACAAAGAUGCUAUCAUGACCCAUCUUCUCAGCUGUUUACGGGAAACAUCAGAUGCGGCUGUGCAACCUUUACUGGAGUUGGUGGUAGCCGUGGCAAAAGAUUUGCGAAAAGAAUUUUACAACUACUUUUCAUCCGUGUUCGAUGUACUGGCCUCGUUUCUUCGCUCUGCCAGCGCCGAUCGCGUAGAGUUGACGCUGAUUUGUUUGGCACACCUAUUUAAGGCGCUAAGGGGAAUCCUCCGAAACCACUUUACGAAUACCUUUGAGUUGCUAUCGCCGCUACUAAACGAAUCUAAUUCAGUUGUUCAUGCUGUGAACUUUGCAACCGAAUGCCUCGGAUAUCUUGCGCGCGAUCUUAACGAAAAAAGAACAUUGAUUGACAUGCUGUUGAAAUUUCAGAUGCAGAGUGACGGUAGAUCGUCCGUCUGUGGUCAUGUACUGUUUAAAAUAUUGAACGGAGUGCAAAACCAAUUCCACACAACAGCAAAACAGACGUUGCAGCAAUUUUUCGAUAUAUUGCAGCAGCUAAAUCAGGAGGAUGGCGAUCAUUUGCAGGAAAUCUUGACGCAAACCAUUACCGAUAUAGUUGAUUACAUUCAUCCUGGAGAUAUAAUCAUAUUCUGGGAGGCCGUUCAGAACACUAUCGAGCAUUGCAUUGAUUUGCUCUGUAUUCAACAAACAGAAGUCCCAAGCUCCAAAACCGAUGCCAAACUCAUUACAUAUUUAACGCGGAUAUUGCAAUUGGCUGGAAUAGCACUGGAAUAUAACGAUGGCAAGCUUCUCGGAAAUAGUGCUCCAGUAGCUGUGUCGCAGCUGAUACGAUUACUUACUUUCGUGCCUAGUAGCAGCGAAGAGUUCUCCGAAACUAUCGUCAAUCACAUCAUAAUUUUGCUACGAUCGAAGAACAUCCAUCUGUCACACCUGGAAGCUAGUCGCUUGGCAAGAAACAUGAUGAUGCUCAAUCAACGUUCCCUGUAUGAAAGGUUCAUCUCAUCAACUGUACAUUGUUCUGCGUUUGAAACGCUUAUUUGGCCAUGCUUCGUGAAAAAGCUUGACGUUGAAUUCGACGAAGCUCGUCUUCUAUUUUUAGCAGACCUACUGCUACAGAAGGUGCCACAAAGUGUCAACGGGUCUCAGUUAUGUAAGUGGAAACCCUACCCGGUACACGUUAUGUCGAACGGAAAACUUGAAAUGUAUGUAAACUCUAUGCUUGCUGAUAAUAUGCUAGAAAUAGAGCAUGUAUUACAGCACUUUGAAUUGUACAUAUGUGCCUUGAUCGUGCUUCCACAUCUUAAAUGCUUGAAAGCGAAAGCAAAGAUCGCAUUUAAUUUAAGCAAAUUUGUUUUGACCCUAGCACAAGUUAUCGAAGCAGGAGGAACCAACGUACGAGAGAAUGAGAAAUCGAUCAAAAUUAUUGAACUAUUCGCCGUUAUAGUAGAAACAAUUGUGCAUCUAAACAAAAUCGAAAAAAAGAGCUACAUUGAAGUUUUAGAGAGUCUGCUGGGCGUCAUAACCCUUAACCACUGUCUGUUACUCAACAGUUUGCACCUACUAGUGGUAUUCCUGAUUGAUCAAUGGCAAUAUUUGCCAACUCAUCAGCAAUUUAAAAAGUUACAAACCUGUUUAAGACCUCUUGUGUCAUCGUUUGAUGGUUUGAUAAGAUACUUAUCUGCAGAUAUACUGGCAAAAUUCGAGCAUCUGACUGUUGGUUUGGGACCAUUAUACAAAACAAUCGCGAAGAUUGAAAGUAUCGAAUCGCUAGUGCAAACAUACCGUGAGCAAGUACUUAUGUUCCAGGAUUUGGCCUACAACAGCCAGCUUUUUAAAAAAUCAUCAAUAGCUGUACAAAGUAAAGAAUGGACCGACACUGUCCUGCGCUAUAUGAUGUCAUUAUUUUCAGUCAACUUUAAAUUACUGUGGGAACCAGUCGCAACCAUUAUUCGAAGUUAUGUAGACAAUAUGUCAAAAAAAGAGCAUGAAAUAUUUUGGCGAGUUUUUGAGACUAUGCUAACAAUGGCUGAAAGGAACAUUCCCUACGAACAACCCUGGGAAGAUUUAAGCAGCGAUAUGGGCAAUUCGAAGGAUGCCGAUGAUACAUCCAAAACCAUACUUGUCAAAGUGAUGCCCUGUUUGAUUAAAAAACAAAACAUUGACUACAACAAUGUGCGCUUUCAGUUGCUCAAUAUGCUACGAAGCUGUACGGGUUUUUGUCGCUCGCAAGGAGAUCGCAUCGUGGAUAGCUUCUUCUCUUUCCUCAGUACCACCAACAUUGAAAAUGAUGGAAACGAAGAUACGACCACUUCCAUCAUUGAAACCAAGCGCCAUAAAAGGGGCCCGGACAGGCAGCAGAUCCUACUGUGCUACCUCAAUAUUUGCAGCGAACUGGACAAGGAAAUGAUAGAGGAAAAGGUAGAUAAACUGUACGCUGUUUUUGAAAAAUUUAUCAGUAGUAGGAACGAAGAACUUCAGCAAGCCGCACUAAACGGUAUAUUCACAUUCGGUAAAUCACAUUUAAUGCUUUAUAAAGACUUUAUUAUCCGUUUAACAAAUGAUAAAACGCUUAGGAGUGCAUUGUUAUCGGUAUUCGAGCCUUCGGAUAAAGAAACGGCGGCAGCAAAUAGCGCACAUUUAAACAUUACAGAGCAGCAUCGGCCGGAUGUAGUACACUUAAUUUUAAAUGUCUUAAGUGGAAAAAUAGUGCAUAAUCUAGGUUGUAGAGAUGAUGCCGGUAGUAGCCAACAUAAGUGUGCGAUUCUUACAUUUAUCGGACGUUUGCGUGAAACAGAGCUCGAAUGUUUAUUGGGACGUUGGUUUGAACCUUACUUAAAGUUGCUCAAAUCGACACCACUCGAAACGGUACAAUGUUUGAUGCACGAAAAGAGCAGCGAUCCUACACAUGAUUUGCCGAUUAUGAACCCAAACAAAAUCAACACACUUCUCAACUUACUUGCAUCACUUCAAAAAGAAGCGGGACUGCGACCUGAGGCUAAAUUCUCUGCAAGAUUAAUGCAUUUAAAAAUUGCAUUUGAUGCCUUGCUGACUCAAAUGGAUCAUCUAAUCUACAAAAAGUACAAAUCGCGAGCAUUAUUGGAUCUUGUUGAUUUAAUUGAUCACUACGGUCAACAAUAUCAGUGGACGAACGAAGAAAUCGAAGCAAUUAUGCAUGUACAUGUGUGGCCUUGCUUGGAAAAUCUGCCUAAGGAUAGCAUACAUAGUGCAACACCUCUCUUAAAACUACUGCUGAUUUGUAGUCAAAACGAAAAACUGUAUACCAUUCUAGAAAAGCCGCUAUGUGAAUUCCGGCCAGAAUCACUGAAAUCGCUUACCCCACUGUCCGCAAUGAUUGAACUUCUGAGAGGAUCAAAAACCAACAGCAAAGUUUGUCAAGAUAUUUUUACUGCGCUAGCUGCUAUGUUGGAUACUGAAGAUAAACUGAGUGCGAAAUAUGGUGCUGCAGCUGACACAUCAACCGGCAGAAAUAGAUUGCUUGUACCCUACGUGAAAGAACUGCUACAAUUCAUACACUCGUCGCUGCAACAAAAAAGAACUAUUUCGUUUAACUUACUUGUUAUAUUGCAGAAUCUAGUCGAUUCUAAUUUGAUUGGUAGUGAUGAGUGUGGAGAACAGGGUAAAGACGAUCAUAAUUUGUUGCUUAGUUUGCUGUUUCCAAUUCUUAUGAAAACAGUAAGCAGCAUGAACGAACAGCAUGAACCUAUUGAAGCUCAACACGAAACAAGUGAAUACCUUAAACGUCUACACAUCGUCGUCAUGCGCCUGAUAGUACAGAUUACUGAACCAGAGCGCUACGUAAAACAGCUGGCGUACCUAUUGGAAAUGAUUAAGGAUUUUGGAUCUAGGAAAAUGCUGUUCGAUAUAUUUGACGCGUUAGCAACAUCGAAUUCGAGAGAGCUGCAGUUUAUAGCUAAUUUAGUAAGAAAAAUGAAUGCGAUGGAUAAACGGUGGAUUGAUCAGCCGGCCCACUCGAUUCGUGCAAGUGCCUUUCGUGCAAUUGAUGAACUGUUGGUUGGUAGUUCUGAAGACUGUCAACACAUAACAGGCCGAAUAUGCAUAGUUUUUCUUUCACAAGCUUGUCACGUGUUGCGAUUUGAACAGGAACUUUCUGCGCGGCAAAUCGCAUUUGAUUAUAUUUGUAAGAUAUUGGUACAUUUGUGUUCUGAUGCAUGCCGCGAGAUAAGUGCUAGCGAUAGACACUAUUGCAUAGAGAAAAUAGUCCUUAAGUCGGUUUUAGACGGGCUUAAGUUAAGACGAUUCUGUGAUUUACGCAAUGAUGCCAUUCUGCUGCUAGGUGAACUCACCCGUAAAUUGGGAAAAAUAUCGCAGCAUCAAGAGUGUCGUGUUUUUAGAGAGUUGUGGCACUUUACCGGCCAUGCACCGGGAAUUGGCAAAGAGUUGGAUUUCUACGAUAAUAUUACCCAUUUGCAGCCGCACCAGCAUGGCAAAGCAUUGAAACGAUUUGCUAGUAAACUGUUGAUAUUGAAUGAAAAUGAUGAUAGCAGCAAUAAGCUAUCUCCGCGCACCAUUAUUCAAUUUUUACUCCCCAUGGUAUCUCACUACGUAUGUAAUGAAAAUUAUCGCAGGCAAACAAGUAUAAUCAAUGAGGCUACUAACUCUAUCGUCCAAUUGUGUCGAGUAUUACCUUGGCGUAGCUACCAAGCUGUAUUACUGCAAUACCUAAGACGACUGAAAUAUAGCUGGGAUUAUCAAAAACAGUUAUUGAAAAUAGUAAUUGGCAUCAUGGAAGCUUUCCAUUUUAAUCUAUCAGAAAUAACAACGGAUAGUCAUGAAACAUCUGUGACGCUCACGAAUGCGCUGAUGAACACAAAGUUGGAAAUGCAUGCCACUGGACAUAACAUGUUAUCCACCGUUGCAGAUACCGUACACUUGCACGAGACCGAAGAGUUAAAAAAAGACAUGCCCAACGAACACAACGAAAAUGCUGAAAAUGAUUUAAUGUUGCAUCAACAAGAAAACGAUUCGUUCAAGACAUCCACUGAAAUUAUCGAUGAUAUAACACGAAACAUUAUCCCAAACCUCUUAUCUUCAUUCAAUUUUGCCACAGAAUGCUUACAAUCAGUCAAUGGAAGAAAAAUUGGUAAAUUCAGAAUGGACAAAAAGGCGCGUUUUGCUAAACAAAAAGAAGAAAUGCUGAAACUGCCCAUUGCAAUGGCAAUUGUAAAACUUUUGAUGAAACUGCCGCCUGAGCAGAUAGAGAUAAACCUACCAAAAUUGAUCAUCAAAGUAAUAACUUUUCUGAAAUCACGUAUGAAGUCUGUCCGAGCGCAGGCCCGCAACACGCUCGCGUAUAUUACCAUUGAGCUUGGGCCAUUGUAUUUCAGUUUCAUACUCCAAAAUCUGUUGGCAAUGCUCACACGUGGCUUCCAGCGGCACGUGCUUACAUUCACUGUUCACACGCUGAUAGAACGGGCCCAAGGGCAUUUGGCCAAUGUAAACGUUCUGCGUGACAUACUACAAACGGUGUUACACAUUUGUAUGGAAGACAUAUUCGGCCAGUUAAUCGGCUUAGUACGUGGAACAACUAUUGAAGGCGGUACGUUGAAAAGAGCAUCUGCACCAGAGUCGAAAUCGUCUCGCAAACCCUACCAAACACUUUUAAUUCUAGCACAGAAUGCACGAGAAAAAAUGCUCAUUGACUUGUUCGCCCCUUUCUGCUGUGUGCUUCUACAUUACCGCACGCAUCAAACGAUAAAAAAGGUACAAGACGCUUUCCGUCGUAUAGCGAUUGGCAUAGUCGCAAAUGAAACAAUUGAAUCAGAAGUGCUUCUAGUUUUCAUCUAUGGAAUGUUGUCGGGAAACAUUUUUGCCCAAUGUGUUGCCUCAUCAUCGAACGAUAUCAAUAAUCUUAAAAAUACAAACAAAACUUCUGAAAAAUCCAAGCAAUUGCUAGAAGAUACACUCCAACCGGGUGCUAUCUAUCUUAUACCGUACGAACCGAAACGAUACGGUUGUACAGCAAUCAACUUAGAAAAUAGUUCGGGAGACGAAGAAAAUGAUAACUUGUUCCUUGAAUGUGGUAUGCAGUUACUUUUAAAUUUUAUCAAACGCAAGCACGUCGAAGCGCGCCACAAUCGCGAACAAGGACAUAAGUUUAAACAAAGCAUAAACCCGAUUAUUCCAAUGUUGGUUCAAUCACUGGAUAGUAAGCAUACAAACAUUAUCUGCCUCUCAUUGAACUGUUUAAGUGCACUUUGGAGCACUCAAUGGACAAUAUCGCAGAUGGAGGAGCGAGCCACAAUAGAGCGAAUCACACAAUCAAUUUUCGCCAUUCUUCAUCGUUACAAUACUGUCGCAAUCGAUGUGAAUACUACAAGCUUUUCGAUAGUACGAGCCAGCUUUAAAGCGAUAGUUGCGCUACUCAAAUAUUUCAAACGUUCAUAUCAAUUUACUGAUGAACAGCUACGAUUACUAAUACUCUACAUUGAACAAGACAUCUCAGUAGGUGGUGGUCGCCAAAUGAUGGCUUUCGUGCUGAUCCGUUCGCUCAUAGCGAGAAAAGAAAAUUUUCCUGAACUGCAUUGUUUAAUGGAAAAAAUAUUGGAAAUGUGCAUUCGCUCCGAAAGCGCCAGUGAAAGAUCCGAGUGCCGCCAAAUCGCCGUAGAAUAUAUUAUGAGUUACCCUGUUGGUAAAAAAGUUAACGCACAUCUACUUUUUCUAAUAGACCAGCUACAAUAUGUCAUGCCAACCGGUCGACAAUCAGCCGGACAGUUGCUGAAAGAUCUAUUCCAGAGGCUUCCCAAGGAAGCAAUUGAAACCCAACACGUAGUCUUUUUCUUUGCCUUGGGUGUACAUUUAUCCAACGAUAGUGACAAAGAUAACCGUGCGCUCAUAGCCGAAUGUAUUGAAAAAAUGUUAGAGCGACUAGCGGUGGUACAUAAGAGUAACCUCGUGGUUAUUCUUCAGGAAAUGCUAGCUGAUUGUUUGAAUAAGCACCGCGAACUAGCGGCACAACUUCUUUUGCGCAUAAUACGAUCAGAACCAACACACACUUUUAUUAAUAGUUGGCUCCCUAGUGCAUAUCCUUUGUUACUGGCAAAUCUAAUGCCGCAAAUUGAUAAGGCUUCAAAAUCGAGAAACAAUAUUGAGUCAGGGAAAUAUGUCAAACCCGUUAUUACUCCUUUCACGACAUUACUGAAUGCAGACACUAGUAGUGAUCAUCUUAUCAUACAGACACUGCAUGUAUUCGAUGAACUUUUGCGAUUGGAUACAGCAUUAUUAACAGAGGUAAAAUAUUACGAUAUGAUUGAUUCGUUGGCUUACGUCUCGCAGGCUUUGCUAGCAAGUGGGCACCAUUGGGUGCGCCUCGGUGCAUUACGAUUGCUUUAUAAGAUAAUGAAUUCCCUUGAUUUCAACGCAAUUCACGACAAAAUUCAAGCUGAAUGCGAAACCUUGGAUAGCGACCAAGCAACAUCGUUGGAUCAUAGAAUAAGUGUAAAACAUUUUUUCUAUCACGCACCAUUACGCGACUGUAAGUCACUUACGUUGGAUCUAUGCGCACAACUAACAACAAAUAGUGCCCUAUUCGACAGUCAUGACGAUGAAACCGCUGGACUUAUCACUCAGAUACUGUUUCUCGUGGCGAACAUAUUGCGUUUUGUACCAUUGAAAGCAGCCAACAACAAAAUAAAUUUGCACUGGCUCAUUAGACGUGUACGAUACGUAAUACAGACUGAAAUCGUAAAAUCUCCCAAGGACUAUACACUGAGGAAACAUGCACUUCACUGGAUGUCUUCAAUAGUAUCGAUUAUCGAGGACAACACAUUGGAACGAUUAGCUCCGUCACUACUCUUGCCAGCUGUGAGAGAACUAUCGAUUCUCAAAAAUACUGUGAGACCUUCCAACCAACAGGACGUAAUAGCUAAAUCAGCGAUGAAUAAGGUGGCAUCAAAUCUAUGCAGGGAAAUCAGAUUACGCCUAGGAUCAGCCACAUAUGAUAAAAUUCGCUUAGCGCUUGAACAAUCUGUCAUGACCAAAAGGAUCAAUAGGAAAGUUCAAUUAGCCAGGGAAAAAAUCAAUCACCCACUCCAGGCUGCGCGUCGCAAGGCAAGCAAAACUUUGCGAUUUAAAGAUGCAAAAAAGCGAAAAAUGCCAAAUCAAUCAAGUAGCGCGGACACUGUUUAUGAUGAUAAUUCGCCAAGUAUCAGUAGUGCAGGGAGAAAGCGCCCGUCAAACUAUUCGGCUAAAAAGGUUGCCGGAUCUAAAAGACGGCGUAACAUGGAAGCACUGUUUAGAAGUAGUUAAUAUUAUUUCGUGCAUUUUUUGCGCAGCAGAUUUCGCGCGAAAUUGGCUGGGGCACUUAUUAAUAAGGAUAUCGAUGAAUAUCGUUUCAAAAAAUAAAACAAUUUCAUCUCAUUAGCUGGCGAUACAAGAAUACGUAGUU
Molecule: messenger RNA, 9030 nt
Organism: Anopheles darlingi
Lineage: Eukaryota; Metazoa; Arthropoda; Insecta; Diptera; Culicidae
Product: small subunit processome component 20 homolog
Exons: 5
Coding region: 360-8891 (2843 amino acids)
Cellular component (GO): nucleolus; small-subunit processome; 90S preribosome
Source: RefSeq, a predicted model, not a curated record